GAAAUACAUGUCAAGUCAUUUCUAAUGCGCAGUUCUUCAUUGCUCGGGAGUCACAUGAACUGAAGACGUCUUUUAGUUUUUUAAGGACUGGGAUUUUUGUUUGCGUCUUCGUUCUGAAACUCCUGCAUAGUGCAGUUUUCUGCAGUGCACGCAUUUGGACUCUCAGGGCCGCUGUUGACUAAUGUAGAGCAUUACUCCUGCAUUUGAUACAUAAAACGGAGAAACAGACACGCAUACAGCGCACAAGCGCCGUUACAGAAGACCGGACAUAUCCACGCUGCGAUUUAUUCAUUUCGGAUUCAUAAAACACGAUGAUAAGCAAUUUUCCUCCGGGACAAUUUUUUAUUAAGGCGACUUCACGGUUUGGAAUAUAUUAGCCCUUGCGUUUGCAGUAUUUGACGAAGAUAAAAUGUCGGACAGAACAAUGAGGUGGCAAGUACUGUUGUUUAUCUCGUUUUUCCAUUUCGGGUCUGUGUUUGGGCAGGUCACCUACUCCGUCCCCGAGGAAAUGUCUAAAGGCUCUUUAGUUGGUAAUAUUGCGCAGGAUUUGGGGAUAGACGUUAAAAGACUGAAAUCAGGAAAAGCUCGCAUAUAUACAGAGGACAAUGGCGAAUACAUCGAGCUGAAUAAAGACAGAGGAGCCCUGCUUGUCAAGGAGCGAAUCGACAGAGAGGCGCUCUGUGGACAGACAACACCUUGUGCUUUACAUCUUCAAAUCACUCUGGAAGACCCGAUUGAAUUCUAUACAGUUACCGUCGAAAUUAAUGACAUUAACGACAAUUCGCCCAGCUUCAAAAAGGAUGAAAUGAAAUUUAGGAUUAGUGAGUCGGCUGUGAUUGGAGCAAAAUUUGUGCUGGAGAGAGCAAUGGAUCUAGAUGUCGGUGUAAACGGAGUACAGAUUUACUCGCUAAAGCCUACAGACAACUUUAACCUAAAGCUCCACAAUCAGCAAGAUGGGAGUAAAAAGGUGGAGAUGGUUUUGCAAAAACAUCUAGACAGAGAGACGCAAGCGCACCUUUCUUUAACUCUAACAGCUACUGAUGGCGGUGACCCUCAGCUGUCGGGAACAAUGCGUGUGGAAAUUUCAGUGCUAGACGCUAAUGACAAUGCUCCAGUAUUUACGCAGGAAGUCUAUAAGGUUACUAUAAGUGAGAAUGCUCCAAAGGGUACCAUUUUAAGUACUGUUAGUGCCAUAGAUGCAGAUGAAGGUUCUAAUGGAAAAGUGUUAUAUUCAAUAACUAACACUUUAGAUGACGUCCCUGUUAUCUUUAAAAUAGAAGAUGAUAAUGGUGUGGUAUCGCUAACUGGAAACCUGGAUUAUGAGAAAGCGCAGCUCUAUGAAAUACACGUACAGGCAAGUGAUGAUGGAGGACUAACAGAUUCGUGUAAGAUUAUUGUUGAGGUAACCGAUACAAACGACAAUCAUCCAUCUAUUAAUAUCAUGUCCAAAACGAAUUCAAUUUCAGAAAAUUCUAAUCUAGGAACUGUUAUAACUAUAUUUAAUGUUCAAGAUCCUGACUCUGGAGAAAAUGGCAAAGUCACAUGUAAUAUUGAAGAAAACUUGCCAUUCGUGAUGAAAACAACUUCAAAGAAAUUCUUUAGCCUCGUAACAGACAGUGAUUUAGACAGAGAGAGAGACUCUGAGUAUAAUAUCACAGUGACCUGCUCUGAUGAGGGAGUACCCUCCCUCUCCAGCAGUGUCACUCUCACCUUACAGAUCUCAGACGUAAAUGACAACGCACCUGUCUUUGAGAGGAGCUCAUAUGAGGCCUACAUUGUAGAAAACAACACACCAGGACUCUCUAUAUUCACGGUGAAAGCCAGAGACGCUGACUGGAACCAGAAUGCCCGUGUUUCUUACAUACUGGAGGACACCUCUGUUAAUGGAGUGCCAGUCUCCUCAUAUGUGUCCGUUAGUGCUGAUAGUGGAGUCAUCCACGCAGUGCGCUCUUUUGACUAUGAGCAGAUCAAAGAUUUCCAGUUCCACGUUAAAGCUCAGGAUGGAGGCUCUCCUCCACUCAGUAGCAACGUAACAGUGAAAAUAAUGAUCCAGGACCAGAACGACAACCCUCCUCAGGUUCUGUAUCCAGUCCAGACUGGUGGCUCUCUGGUGGCUGAGAUGGUUCCUCGUUCAGCAGAUGUGGGCUAUCUGGUGACUAAAGUGGUGGCUGUUGAUGUGGACUCUGGACAGAAUGCCUGGCUCUCCUAUAAACUACAGAAAACUUCAGACAGGGCACUGUUUGAAGUGGGCUUACAGAAUGGAGAAAUCAGAACUAUCCGCCAAGUGACUGAUAAAGAUGCUGUGAAACAAAGACUGACUGUUAUAGUGGAGGACAACGGGCAGCCCUCUCGUUCAGCUACAGUCAUUCUUAACGUGGCGGUGGCGGACAGCUUCCCUGAAGUGCUGUCGGAGUUCACUGAUUUUCCACAUGACAAGGAAUACAAUGAUAACCUGACUUUUUACUUAGUGUUGGCUCUGGCUGUAGUUUCCUUCCUCUUCAUCACGUGUUUAGUGGUUAUCAUAUCAGUGAAGAUCUACAGGUGGAGACAGUCUCGCAUCCUUUAUCACUCCAACCUCCCUGUGAUUCCAUAUUAUCCACCACGUUACUCAGACACUUUGGGGACAGGGACUCUCCAACACGUGUACAAUUACGAGGUGUGCAGGACGACUGACUCCAGAAAGAGUGACUGUAAGUUCGGCAGAGCUGGUAGUCAGAAUGUGUUGAUAAUGGACCCCAGUUCUACAGGGACGAUGCAGCGGAUACAGAAUGAGAAGAGCAUCCUGGAUGAACCAGACUCUCCUCUAGAGGUUAGAAAACUUCAUCAAUCGUUUUUUCUUCAUGUUGUUGUGUGAACUACACUCAUGGCCCUUUUACAUUCAUAAGCAGUUGCUCAAAGGUUUGUUCCCAAAAAAAUAGAUGUUUUCUAGCUAGUCCAUAAUUUGUCCCUUCAGCACCAUGGACAGAGGCGACGAACACAGAGGUUG
Messenger RNA from Mugil cephalus (flathead mullet), 2986 nucleotides. RefSeq names its product protocadherin beta-16-like. The record is from RefSeq and is a predicted model, not a curated record. The transcript has a single exon. Gene Ontology annotation, cellular component: plasma membrane. Gene Ontology annotation, molecular function: calcium ion binding. Bases 410 to 2854 code for a protein of 814 amino acids. NCBI's taxonomy places the organism in Eukaryota, Metazoa, Chordata, Actinopteri, Mugiliformes, Mugilidae. Gene Ontology annotation, biological process: homophilic cell-cell adhesion.